Molecule: messenger RNA, 869 nt
Organism: Arabidopsis lyrata subsp. lyrata
Lineage: Eukaryota; Viridiplantae; Streptophyta; Magnoliopsida; Brassicales; Brassicaceae
Exons: 4
Coding region: 1-690 (229 amino acids)
Source: RefSeq, a predicted model, not a curated record
AUGAGGAUUGAAGAAAUAGAUGAUGGUGUCGCAGAAGAGUCGAUAACGCUAGUUCAUAAGGCCGAACAAGAUCCGGCGGAGGGUCUUCGUCAAGAUCCAGCGGAGGAAGAUCCGGCGAACGCCCAGUACACCGCAAGGAAUCAGGAGAAGGAUCACCGAAAUGUUUUGGCUAUACUGAAGAAGGCAGACCAUGGAGUCAUCAGCCAGGGAAUUAUUACGGUUGAAGACCCAGAGAUUUUUAAGUUCAACUAUUACGUGCAUGAGUAUCAAACGGAGCAAGGGACUGUUAAUGUUUCUUCAAAGGUUGCUUACCUGAGACUUGUUUAUGCUAAGAACAAAGGACCAAUGGAGGGUGUUGAUGAGUGGCUGAAGGGAUGGUCGUUGGCUGAAUACACCUACAACAACAAGUCUCUGUUUUGCCUAAGUUCAUCAUCUGAUCCGAAGUAUCUACUCAGGACAAAUAGGGUAACGGUAAACGAGCAUAAUGGUGGAUUGAAGAAAGGUAAUGAGGUCAAGAGAAAGGAGAUAGCUGAGUCUUUCGCAGUGAAAGAGACAAAGAAAGGUAAGGAGGUGAAGAGAAAGGAGACGACUGAAGGUAAGGAGGUGAAGAGAAAGGUGAGGAUGGUCUGUCUGAUAUGUGUGCAACAUUGGUACUCAUAUCAAAGAGACGAAAAAGGAAGCUUUAAGUAGGAAUGACAUUAUAGACAAAUAUGAAAACUGGAGGCAUGCAAAAGAAGAAAAGAAAUAUGGUUUAUUGACCACUAGCCAAAACGUUCAUGUGAUCCUUCUUGGAUUCUUGUUAUUGUUUGUACCGAAGAAUCCAUCUACGAUGAUGUAGGCCAACUUAAGAUCCAAUAGAUCUUGAGACA